AUGAAUCCUGAGUAUGAUUAUCUGUUCAAGCUUCUUCUUAUUGGAGAUUCUGGUGUCGGCAAAUCAUGCCUUCUUCUGAGAUUUGCUGAUGAUUCUUACAUUGAUAGCUACAUAAGCACCAUUGGAGUUGAUUUUAAAAUCCGUACCGUUGAGCAGGAUGGGAAGACUAUUAAGCUCCAGAUUUGGGAUACAGCUGGCCAAGAACGAUUUAGGACAAUCACCAGUAGCUAUUACCGUGGGGCACAUGGAAUCAUUAUUGUUUAUGAUGUGACAGAUGAAGAGAGCUUCAAUAAUGUGAAGCAAUGGCUCAGUGAAAUUGACCGCUAUGCUAGUGACAAUGUUAACAAGCUCUUGGUCGGCAACAAGUGUGAUCUGACAGAAAAUAGAGCUGUGCCGUAUGAAACAGCUAAAGCAUUUGCAGAUGAAAUAGGCAUACCUUUUAUGGAGACUAGUGCAAAGGAUUCUACAAAUGUCGAACAGGCAUUUAUGGCAAUGGCUUCUUCCAUCAAGGAAAGAAUGGCAAAUCAACCUACAAACAAUGCGAGGCCUCCAACAGUGCAGAUUAGGGGACAGCCAGUUGGGCAGAAAAGUGGGUGCUGCUCAUCUUAA
Lathyrus sativus (Indian pea) is the source of this 609-nucleotide messenger RNA. The record is from the annotation of a GenBank genome assembly. Lineage: Eukaryota; Viridiplantae; Streptophyta; Magnoliopsida; Fabales; Fabaceae.